CCCCCUCCUCCUUGCCCCACCUCGCAAAUUCCAGAUGUCAUUGUUUGACCACAAUGACUCCUGAAUCACAAUUUGAAUGUGAUUGGUGACUCCUACUGUGGUGUCCAUGCGGGUGGCUGACGACCUGACGCGGGUGCGAUGUCAUACACAGUCGCGAUGACCAGCAGCACCACGCUCGGCUGGGAGAGCAAUUGACAAGCGGCUUGGACUUCUCGAGCUAGAAGCGACGAGUCUCAACCUCUUUGAAGUGGAGCGCUAAGGUCCUACUUCUCGACGAUACACACCUCCUCGACCUCACACAAGUGUGUGGCAUUUAGCGCAGAGGAGCACUUUGGCUUGGAAUGUCCUUGUCGAGAUCAGCUUCGAGAUGGGCCCACUCGUUCACACUCAGCUUAGCGUCGAGAGAGGCAUCGGCAUCGGCAUAUCUCGCCCAAGUCCCUCCCCACCAUCGCUCGGCACGCACUUCAAUUCGUCGUUUCUACGCAACGAGGAUGGGUGCUAAAUGUGCAAGAAGCGAUGAUGGCGCACGGAAGAGACUGUUGAUGAGCAUAGCUGGCGGUGCCAUACUCGUUGCUGGCACGAUGCUAUGGACGACACCGCUCGCAGGUCCAGACCGACCAAUGAUCUCCCAGCCCACCUCGACGCUCAUACGCUCCUACGUCGUCUGGUCGCUCGUAUCGCUACCUUACGCCACGGACAUUGCUCCGCACCUCAUCCAGUGGUCCCGCAGCACCAGUCUGCCAGGCGUACCCUCUUUCGCUACGUGGCUUGUUCGCAAGACUUUUUUUGGACAGUUUGUUGGAGGCGAGACGGUGGAGGAAUGUGUUCCGCUUAUUCGCUCCUUGGCAAUUGCCAACGUAGGCACGAUGCUCAAUCACUCUUGCGAGGUGAAGCAUGCAGAGAUGCGCCACUCUGAGCGUGGCAGCGACAAUGCAAAGACGGCCACCUCGCCUGUUCACCUUCGUCUGAUUGAGGCGGCAAAGCACUCGAUCAAAGUCGCGUCGGAUCUUGCUUCGGGCAACGUCAAUGCGAGCGGUUGCUCUGGCAGCGACGGCACGGACGAGGUGCCGCGAGGUAGCAUCAUGGUAGCCAUCAAGCUUUCUGGCUUGCUUGCGGACUCCUCUGUCCUCGAGAGAGCUUCAGCGUCGAUUGUGCCGCGAGAGCACUUCAGUGAUCCUCCAGCUCCAGCUCUACCGCACAACUCGACGAGCGGUGCGCCACUAGUCAUCCCAAUGAGUGCACGCGUCAAGCUGACCGAGGAGGACAUUAGCACAAUCACAGAGCUGUGGAGGCAGCUACGAGGCGUGGCUCUUUUGGCGAAAGAGAAGAAGGUCAGGCUGUUGAUUGAUGCGGAGUACUCUUGGUACCAGCCCGCUAUCGACGCGAUCUACGACACUCUCGCGCAGGAAUUCAAUGCGCUUUCCAGUGCUUCAGCAAAAGGCCACGAAUCGCCUCUCGUAUUCAACACGUACCAGGCAUACCUCAGAAGAACUCCAUCACAUCUCGCCUCAUCAUUGCAGCGCGCAAAGAAUGGCCAAUAUGGCCUGGGAGUCAAGCUCGUACGCGGGGCCUACGUCGAGAUCGAGAACAAUGCAUGGCAAAAGCAUCAAGUUGCCACGCCUCCAGUCGAGGCUGCGAGGGCCAAAGAGGGGCAAUGGAACAGUCCGGUUUGGUCAAGCAAAGCGCUUACGGACGAAUGCUAUGAUGCUUGUGCAGAGCGCUUGCUACAGGAGAUUGCGGAUGAAGUCGACAGGCCCCCUGGCAAACGUGGCGGACCAGCAAAAUUGUCUGUCGUCUUUGCCUCGCACAACGUGUCGUCUGCUGUCAGGGCGCUGGACAUGAUGCAGCAUAGCGGUCUGGUGCAAGCUGCCUCUACAGAGCAGAAUAUCUCCCUCUCCGACGAUCAGCCGCCUCGCGAACUGGUCCCGAUCGACUCGAUCAAUGGUCGGAUCCUCUUCGCGCAGCUCCUGGGCAUGGCGGACCCUCUGACAAGGAUGUUGCAGCACGCCUUCAAGAACGCACGCUCGAAGGAGCAGACUCCGCUGGUGUCCAAGUACGUGCCUUGGGGCGCUUUGGACGACGUGAUGCCAUACUUGAUGCGUCGGGCGCAGGAAAACAAGAGUCUAUCUACUGAAGGAGCCAAGAACGAAAGACGAGCCAUUCGUUCUGAGCUCAAAGUACGACUAGCACAAGGCCUCUUUGGGAUGGCGCGGUCGGAUGUAUAGAUUUGCACACGGAUGCGAGAUGGUCACCAUUCUACCCCAAAACACAUCCAUACCAUGUAAUUCUAUUCGAACUCCUAUUCAAUCUAUGGCGUCCGCCA
This is a messenger RNA of Ceraceosorus guamensis, 2323 nucleotides long. Its product is annotated as FAD-linked oxidoreductase. The coding region runs from base 342 to 2225 and encodes 627 amino acids. Gene Ontology annotation, molecular function: FAD binding; proline dehydrogenase activity. The transcript is spliced from 4 exons. Gene Ontology annotation, cellular component: mitochondrion. Lineage: Eukaryota; Fungi; Basidiomycota; Exobasidiomycetes; Ceraceosorales; Ceraceosoraceae. The record is from RefSeq and is a predicted model, not a curated record.